GGGGGCAACGACGAGGCGAAGGGUCUCGAUUGCAUUGGACUGUGGACGAAGACUCUUAAGAGAGGAGGCAUAUGCAGACCUGUUCGACCUAGAGCUAGUUUCAUCACUUCCAUCCGGGAAGCCCGUACCAAGGACCAACUACUACCGCUUCUUGGAAAUUGAAUCUUUGCUGGUUAUAUCCAAUACCUGACUACUAUCGUUUCGUGGAACAACGCCUCCUUGAGGUCGCACGAAAUUUAUUCUUCUUCUUCUUCUUCUUCUUCUUCUCGUUGCACCGAACCACUGUCCCACCUGUCAAUCAGAAAAGGCACAUCAUGUUUGGCGCAGCUCUCCGACCCCUCCUUACACCCUCUUCCAACCUUUAUCGAACAGCCGUCCGAAAUAACCUCGUCAAGCCUACUUGUCUGCCUGUGGCUCAGAGGUUCACCUCUGUCAGGUUCGCGUCAUCCGGUCCUCGAUUCUCGGAUGACCACGAGUGGAUCACGGUCGAUGAAAACAAUAUCGGAACUGUAGGCAUCACAGACUACGCUCAAAAGGCAUUAGGCGAUGUCGUUUACGUCGAAGUCGCUGCGCCAGGAGACACCCUCGAGCAAGGAGGCUUUAUGGGCUCCGUUGAAUCCGUCAAGGCAGCAUCAGACAUCUAUAGCCCAGUUUCUGGAACUCUCGCUUCAGUCAACGAAGCUCUGAAGGACCAGCCAAGUCUGUUGAACAAGGAUCCUAUGGGAAAGGGAUGGGUCUGCAAAAUUCAGCUAUCUGACCCAGCUCAAGUCGAGACACUCAUGGACGAUGCGGGCUACAAGGCUUUCUGCGAGUCGGAUCCCGGCAAGGACGAGUAAAGAAGGAAUAAAAUCAGAGUCUCAGAACAGGCGAUUCAACAGGAUGUACAGUUGUCUGCUGCAGCGGAUUCA
Kockovaella imperatae is the source of this 908-nucleotide messenger RNA. RefSeq names its product glycine cleavage system H protein. Lineage: Eukaryota; Fungi; Basidiomycota; Tremellomycetes; Tremellales; Cuniculitremaceae. Bases 315 to 836 code for a protein of 173 amino acids. The transcript has 4 exons. The record is from RefSeq and is a predicted model, not a curated record. Gene Ontology annotation, cellular component: mitochondrion; glycine cleavage complex; cytoplasm. Gene Ontology annotation, biological process: glycine decarboxylation via glycine cleavage system; protein lipoylation.